Polistes dominula (European paper wasp) is the source of this 5016-nucleotide messenger RNA. RefSeq names its product transmembrane protein tincar (gene tinc). Lineage: Eukaryota; Metazoa; Arthropoda; Insecta; Hymenoptera; Vespidae. The record is from RefSeq and is a predicted model, not a curated record.
UUUCGGAGUGGUGUCGUAAAUAUAUAUUUUGUGUUGUGAAACGUAAAAGAAGAAAAUAAUUAAAGAGAAAGGAUCUAAAGAAGAAUAUUGCAAGGACGUCGGAUGCUUCCGAACAAAUCCAAACCCGUCGACGAACCUGCUUCUGUGUCAAAUUUAAGGAUCAUCAGUCGACCGUGUGUGUGCUUAUUCUACGAGAUAUUUUGAAGUUCGGUUAAACAAUUGCAGAUAUCGGAAGGAUUUAAAAUUGUACUGAAAAGAAAAAAAAACAGAAGGAGUACCAAGAAGAAUACUUAAUAUAGUAGAAGCCACGUUACAGUAAAACGACUUCUAAACAACUUCAGCCAACUUACCUAAAGAGGGGGUGGGGGGUUUCUUUCUUAAACCUCCUUCCAAUUGGCAAGUUCAAGUAAAAAAGUGAGAAAGAGAGAGAGAGAGAGAGAAAAAAUUUGUCAAGGUUAUUGUGGUUGGUCAGGGCGGUGCCGAGGGCAAAGAUGCAAGAGUUUCGAUCCAAUUACCCUGAAGGAGCCUACUCGAAACUUUAGACGUCCUUGGGUUUGCAAUCGCUAUCAGCAGCACACAAGCAGCUUCUGGGCAAGAUGUCAAUGACAGGAAGCUUGAUGGGUUACGAGAACAAUAACGAAGUGAAUCAAGCGAAAUGCAAGAAACCGUUGAAACCACUUCCGGUGAUGUCGAGUAUAAAUGCAAGUGGUGUAACUACGACGAGUACAGGAAAGUCGUCAAAGAAAGUUCGGAUUUCGCGUAAAAAGGAAUCAACGUUUCGAGGUCACGUUAAUAGUCUUUGGUCGGUAUGGUACGGGAUAUUGGCAGUUGCAUUUCAAACUUUUAUCGCUUUGAGAUACGCCAGAAGAUUUGGCACAUAUCUCUCGUUACCAUGGCCGGCGGAUGCACCACCACCUAAAAUCGAGUUGCACGCGUGUUUGGUAUUAGCCGGUGCUGGAGUUGUUUUACUUCCGGUUUUACUUCUGGCUGCUGUUCUCAAACUUGGAAAUCUCGCCAACGAUGGAAUUAAACUAGGCCGUCAUUUGAGCGCAUGUUCGCGUGAUCCUCCUUCUUCCUUACUCACCAACAAUCCUGACAACAGCUUGGCAAAUAAUUUAUGGAGACACGGAGGACCAACGUCUGCGUUUGUACAUCUAUGUAUGGCUAUGUGCUUCCUUCUGCCGUCUCUGCUCAUGGAGGCGAGGAUGAUACACGCUGGAUUUUUGCCAAAAGAAGCGAUAUGGAGAACGGAUCUAGAUUGGAUGGUUAUUCACCGAGAUCGUCUGGUGGUGCUUAGUUUCAUGAAUCCAGCUGGUAACUUGAGCACCUUGACCGGUAUUAUAACCCCGCAGCCCUUUGUAACCGUUACGCCUGAAGAGGAAACAGAGGAGGAUCCUUGUGGAGUUGUAACCACGACGACGGUUUUGUCUCGUGUCAACGAAACCAUUGAAACACGAACGGAAGAAAGUUCUACUAAAUUUUCCACGAUACAUCAAGCUUUUCUGAAUAAUUCAAAUGUUUCACGAACUAUCGUAGCAGAUUCUACAACUAUUUUAACCAAUAGUAGUAUCACCACAACGAGUAAAACAACUUCUGGAAUACCAGAAACAACUAGCAGUACCAGUUCAACAACACCAUCACCACCACCAACUACGAGUUCGACUAAUUCGCCAAAUAAAUUUUCGGCAAUUCUUAAAAGAUCAACCGUUAAACCAAUUUUAAAAACCAAUAACAAUUCUAAAAACAGAUCUAAGGUUAAGAAUUUAACGAAAACAUCGACAACAGUUAAACCAUUGAAAACUAAUCAGACUACACCUGUUGGAAAUAUGACUGCACAAAGUAUGUCAUUGGUUAUGAACAGUCUUUCUGAUCUGGAUCAUCCAGAAAAUUUGAACCUUGAGUUACAACCAACUGAAUCCUAUGGUCCAAUCACAUUGGAAUACCUUAAUUACGCUAUUGCGCUCGGUGUUUACUCCGUACGAUAUCCUGCAGUGUUUUGGUCAUGCAACAAAGCCCUAGGCACGAUUUUCAGCGUUCAACUGGUCAUCAAUUCCGCUCAAAGCUUAUUGGCUUACGCCGGCAUGUCUGUUUUGUACAAGGUUCAAGUUGUUGGACCUUUGAAGGUUUUACCUCUUCUACGAUCUCGAACUGUAGCCACAGCAAGCACAAUUUCAACGAUCUUCGGUGAUUCAUAUUUUCUCCUUAAUCCACAUGUUACAUUAGCCCUAUUUGCCCUUUCAUCUCUCCUCGUGCUGUGUUCGAGUAUGGUCAUGUAUUUCUACGCACACGGCAGGUUAGCGGCGUUCCUGAACCAAGAACGUGAACGUCGCGUGAUCUUGUCGAAGGAUGGCCGAGAUAGUAGAGGGUGGGUUUACUUCACUCAUUGUACCGCCCUCUGCGUGUUUCUCGCGAUUGCAAUCUGUAGUGCACCAUUGCUCUACGACUACACGGUGGUCUAUCGGGGUAGCUUGGAUGGUGCGAUUCUCGCAUGUAUCAUCGGUACCGUUUUACAUUUGUUACUGUGGAUGAUUCUUUGGGUAUUCCUGACUAUAAAACAACGUUGGACAUUCAAAUUACGUGUCACGAUUGGCCGUGCUACGGUACGUUCAGCAAGAUCGGUCAAACUAGUAACCGAUGUUGAUUUAUUAUCUGCCAGAGAGGAAGAAGAUAACACAAGUGCUCCAUUACUCGUUGUUGGUAAUGGUAGAACAUAUACAAUCGCUGAUACAUCACCAAAAAAAGCAAUCAUGAGUGUUAUUCAAAAAGCUGCUAUGGAAAGGAGAGCACGUUCUCAAGGUGGAAACGUUGAUUAUGCCGAUGGGGAAUCGACAAACGACGGAGACGAACAAAUCUAUUGGCUAAGACCAAAAUUACGUCCAUCACCUGCUCAAUCCCCUAGUGACAACGCCGGAACACAAGCUAACGACAAGGGCUGGCUCAACAAGAAGCUCAAGCCCAAGGUCACCUUUAACGACCUGCCUAGUACGUCAGGCUCGCGUAAUAAGGGAAAAACCAGACGAGGUGUCGCUGACGGAGGACCUGACGAUGACGGGGAUUACGCCACGUUACGCGAAUUACCGCUGAUAACCUCAUUGGAUCCAGCGGACGACUCCAAUUCCGAAGAAAACAAGUGGGAGAGAUGGUUGAUGCCACGUAGGAACGGUAUACCUAAAUUCGGAGACCUGCUCGAGUGCGUGAACGAUGACCAAGUGACGUACUACGCGAGCGCUAAUCGCGAUCUGCAACCCUCGGAGGGUGAUCCCUCACCCCUCUUAACACCAGAUCCACUUCCCGAUCCCGCUUCAGAACCACUUCCGUUGCCACCUCCGACUCCAACUACUGCACCGACCACUGAAGUUGCCACGGCGCUACUAACCACUAACCCCCAGAUGAACGGUGGGCAAACACCACGUUGUUUACGCAGAGCAGAUUCCGGUAUGCCACAUGACGAGUUAACACCACGUUCCGAUUCUUCCAAUUCUCCGCCAUUGGAUGCCGGUGGUACUGGUUCUGUAAUAGGACACAGUAAUACUAGCAGCAACAGCGAGACAUCAUCAAGCGGUGUGCACAGUAAUGCAAGUAACGCAAGCAAUGUCAGUCAAAGUAGUUCAUCUCAACGACGAGCAACAAGCGUGGACGAUUUAACUGGUGAAACGCGGGAAGAACCGCGAGAACAGUGGCGUAGCUGUUCGCUUCAACGUGGAACACAACCACCAACAGCAAAUACAACUUUUUCACCACCCAACAGUCGGCCAGGCACCAGUCAGUCAUUCUCCUCUCCGCAAUAUGCGAAUCACAUACCUCUGUUCAACAACACCGGCAAUAACGAGCUCACAGGUGGCUGUCCAGCUGUCAUCCUUGAGAAUCCGAACGAAGCGACUGUCGUAAUACGUCGUAAAUUGUCAAGAACUAAAUUAACUGAGCCAUUAAAUCCAAACGAAGAACCAUUUGGACGGUCUACCAAUAUGAGAAUGACCUCAUUUACGGAGAGUAAUGAUAUUCGUAUUCAAGCAUCUUCAGCUACCUUACCCCAUUACCCAACACAACCAAUCGUUACUUAUCCACAUUGUUCCACCAUGCCAUUACCACAUGCAUCACACAGUAUGGCUGGCACGAACAUGAGCGGUUCUACAGGGAGCUGUGGAUCCGUGCCAAGACACACCUUUGUACCACCACAGGUUCACGCGACUGUACCAGCUCAUACGACGUUACCGUCACAUCACAACGGUGUAAGGCUGAUACACGGUGGUCCUGGUAAUCCUUUCGUUAAAAGGUUCCCACCUGUUCAACUACAUACUCAGCCUUGGGCUUUGCCAGGUCACCAUACCUUCCCGCAAGCACCACAAAACAACAACAAGUUGUCGGUAACAGCUCAGAUCAGACAACAGAGCGAUCGAGACUCGGCUAACUUUUCAAUGGCUAGUAGCGGAGACUCGGAUACAUGUUUGCCACAUUAAAUGUGACAGAUUCCUCAAUCUGAAAUAUUAUUUUCUAGAGGAACUGGUGGUGCAAUUUCUCGUCGUGUUCUUACUGACACUGCGAUGAUCCUUGCAUGGAUCUAGAUUUUAAUAUGAUUCCCCAAUAAAGGACUCGAAUUUAUGAAACGCUUUGCGUAGAACGCAUUAGAUAUAAAAGCAUCGAUAGGACACUUCUUGUAGACCCAAGGUCGAAGAAGUAACGAUGCGAGGAAAAAUAAAUGAAUAGUCUUCACACAUACUUUCGAGAUGAAUUGACUUUUCAGGAUGACUUAAAACUAUUCUGUGUUCGAUCAACGUUCAUCUAAUCUCGUAAACGUAUCUCUCUGCUAGCAGAUUUUAAUCGUCGUCAUAGAUAGAAAACGCUUGCGAGGAUGGUCUUCGAAAUUAUUGUAUUUUCAGACUCAAUCUUUUGAAUUCAUAAAUAAUGCAGUCAACAUAUCAUGUCAAUCAUUUGCCACUCGCAUCAUUUUUUCUGAAAAAUUGUAUAUGAAAAUUCUUUCCAGAAUUUUUAACUUUCUUGGCGCGGUGGCUAUCAUGA